Messenger RNA from Mollisia scopiformis, 3293 nucleotides. RefSeq lists its product as uncharacterized. The record is from RefSeq and is a predicted model, not a curated record. Gene Ontology annotation, biological process: intracellular protein transport; COPII-coated vesicle cargo loading; endoplasmic reticulum to Golgi vesicle-mediated transport. Gene Ontology annotation, cellular component: COPII vesicle coat; endoplasmic reticulum exit site. Lineage: Eukaryota; Fungi; Ascomycota; Leotiomycetes; Helotiales; Mollisiaceae. Gene Ontology annotation, molecular function: zinc ion binding; SNARE binding. The coding region runs from base 301 to 3177 and encodes 958 amino acids. The transcript has 3 exons.
GUUUACAUGCAAGGCCAGGAUCAUUCUUCUCUUUUCACAGAUUCUUGCAACCCAAUGUCAUGACUUUACGCAAGUUUAAUCGAACUUCACUUGGCGAAUAUUGAUUUCUGUCCUGAACGAUUGUCUGCCUGGACCAUAUCGCAACGUGUUCCCUCCAUUAGACCACCGAUAAAGCUUGAGAAGGCGAUACUCGAAUUCGCCAACACAACUUCGUUUCUCUUUUGGAGACCACUUACCUACAAUAUUGCGCGCUGCUUAUAAGCCCGAGUAUCGCAGGUUUAGAUAAAGAUCAAAAGCAUCAUGGCCACACCACAGGACGGGUAUCCCCCUCAAGGCUAUCCUACAGAACAAUACGAGCCGAACUCAGAGCAACCAGGAUUUGGUGCGCCAACUUCACCACCACCUCCAGUUGCCCCCGAAGGACACGAAACGGGGAAAAAAAAGAAAAGAGGAUAUGCUGCGCAAGCUUAUGACUUCGGAGCGGGAGGCAAUGCAGCAUUAGGUGGCCAGAUGCAAGGCGGGGGGCAAUUCCAACCUGCUGCAGCAGCUCCAGCAUAUGGCGGGUACGCUACACCACAAGAACCGCAAGCUGGAUAUGGACAGCCGCAAUACGGAGCUCAAGUUGGAGGGCCUGCGCCAGGAGCACCUGCCCCAGGUUAUGGAGGAUCUCCCGCACCAUACGGCGGUGUGGGCUAUCAAGCUCCAGAUCCUGGAUAUCCAGGUCCAGGAGCGCCUUCUGUGGGUGGUGUCCCAGGAAUUACUCAAGGAAUCAGUCACAUGGGAAUGGGAGGUCAACCGCCGCAGGUGCCACAAUCAGGACAGGGUCAACCAGCAGCGGCUGCCAGACCAGCUGUCUUGAAUCAAUUAUACCCUACAGACCUUCUCAAUGCACCAUUCAAUGUUGCUGAGCUGGAUCUCCCACCUCCACCUAUUAUUCUGCCAGCAAAUUCAAGUGUAACUCCUUCUCCGGAUGCCAACUGUCCUCCCAAAUAUGUUCGCUCUACACUAAAUGCUAUCCCCACAACACAUUCACUGUUGAAGAAGUCGAAGCUUCCUUUUGCCCUCGUCAUUCAGCCAUAUACUUCUCUUCACGAUGUGGAUGAUCCAGUUCCUAUUGUCCAAGAUCAAGUCAUCUCUCGUUGCCGAAGAUGUCGGUCCUACAUUAACCCUUACGUCACAUUUCUCGAUCACGGUCACAGGUGGAGGUGUAAUAUGUGCAACCUCACAAACGACGUUCCUCAGGCCUUCGACUGGGAUGCGGCAACGCAAAAGAGUGUAGAUCGAUGGCAGAGGCCAGAGCUCAAUCAUGCAGUUGUCGAAUUUGUUGCACCACAAGAAUACAUGGUCCGACCUCCUCAACCCCUCGUCUACCUUUUCCUGUUUGAUGUGAGCUAUGCAGCAGUCUCUUGUGGCUUGCUCGCUACGGCAGCUCGAACAAUCCUGGACAGCCUCAACCGAAUACCUAAUGCGGAUAGGAGAACUCGUGUCGGAUUUAUGGCUGUUGAUUCCAGCUUGCAUUACUUCGCUGUCCCCAAGGACACCGAAGAGAGCGGCGAGACUCAAAUGUUGGUUGUCAGCGAUCUAGACGAGCCAUUCCUACCUAUUCCCCAGGAAUUAUUAGUACCUUUGUCCGAAAGCCGAUUGAGCGUUGAAAGAUUUUUGACCGCGCUUCCCACGAUGUUCCAAAACAAUCAAAGCAAUGGCUCAUGCAUGGGCUCUGCUUUGCGGGCUGGUCACAAGCUUAUCUCGCCUCUUGGUGGCAAGAUCACUGUCAUCUCUGCUUCACUGCCCAAUGUUGGAUAUGGCAAACUUGAGAUGCGUGAGGACAAGAAAUUACUCGGUACUUCGAAGGAAAGCAGUCUACUACAGACUGGCAACAGUUUCUAUAAGAGUUUCGCUGUGGAGUGUUCCAAGAACCAGGUUUCGAUCGACAUGUUCCUGUUCUCGUCACAAUACCAAGAUGUAGCAUCACUUAGCAACCUUCCGAGAUACACAGGUGGUCAAACUUACUUCUACCCUGGCUGGAAUGCAGGCCGAAGCGAGGACGCAAUAAAGUUUGCCACAGAGUUCAGCGACUACUUGUCUGCUGAGAUUGGGCUUGAGGCUGUCCUUCGUGUUCGUGCUACCUCUGGUCUCCGAAUGAGCACCUUCUAUGGUAACUUCUUCAAUCGAAGCUCAGAUCUCUGCGCGUUCCCUGCUUUUCCUCGCGAUCAGAGUUAUGUCGUUGAGGUCGCCAUUGAUGAGAGCUUAACCAAGAAUAUUGUUUGCAUGCAAGCCGCCGUCCUUCAUACCACCAGCAAUGGCGAACGACGGAUUAGAGUUAUGACACUUGCUCUUCCAACCACGACCAACUUGGCCGACCUCUAUGCAUCAGCUGACCAAUGUGCCAUCACAACUUUCUUCAGUCACAAGGCAGUUGAGCGGGCGCUUAGCAGUGGUCUUGAACCUGCACGCGAAGCUCUUCAAUCGAAACUUAUCGAGCUUCUGCAGACCUUCAAGAAAGAACUUGCUGGUGGUAAUAUGGGUGGUGGUGGACUUCAGUUCCCAGCAAACUUGCGUGGCCUGCCAGUUCUCUUCCUUGGUCUUAUCAAGAACGUUGGACUGCGGAAAUCUGCUCAGAUCCCUUCAGAUCUUCGAUCAGCCGCGUUAUGUCAGCUCUCGACCUUGCCUCUUCCCCUCCUGAUGCAAUACAUCUACCCUCGCUUGUAUUCGUUACACGAUAUGCCUGACAAUGCUGGUAUUCCGGAUCCCGAGACCAGUCAAAUUGUCCUCCCUCCACCUCUCAAUCUCUCGUCCGAGCGUCUCGUACCGUAUGGUCUUUAUCUAAUCGAUGACGGGCAAACUCAAUUCCUCUGGGUUGGUCGGGAUGCAGUUCCACAAUUGCUUGCUGAUGUGUUUGAUGUUACCGAUCGAAGCAAGCUCCAGGUUGGCAAGAGCACAUUACCAGAAUUAGACAACGAUUUCAGCGAACGCGUCCGUGCAGUCUUCCAGAAGAGUAGGGAUUAUAGAUCCCGCGGAGUAGGUAGCAUAGUGGUGCCUCACCUUUAUGUCAUCCGGGAAGACGGAGACCCCAGCUUGAAGCUGUGGGCACAAACUUUGUUGGUAGAAGAUCGGGCAGACCAGGGAAUGAGCUUCCAGCAAUGGAUGGGCACGUUGAGGGAGAAGGUCGUGCAAUGAAAAUAGUCAUGCUAAAUCAAGCAAAUGCAUCAAUUGUAGUACCAUACUCGAUAGAAAACAUACCAUAGGUAGUUAAGCAGCGACGUCGCAGUUGCAAUAUACGUCUUCUUGACGCU